UUAAAUCCGCGUUUUUCUCACUUUUCUGCUCGUUUCUGUCGUUUUAGCUUCUAAUUUUGCGAAAAGAAAUGGAAAUCGAUGUUACAAAUAAGAAGAGAUUUGUGUGCGUUCUAUUUCCAGGUAAUGUCGUCGACAUCGACGCCGCACUGCAAAGACUCGGAGGCAUCAGGACAUUGACGGAGACAUUCAACUCAUUACAGAAACGUCCACAGCUGCAGUUUCGGCCAGGUGAUACCGGUAGCAUUCCUGUCUGGGGAUCAAGGCGCCAAACAUCACUUUUAUUACUACACAUAAGAAAACGACGUACUAAACAACUUGAUUUGGACAGUCAUCUCUCUGAUGCUUGCACAGUCAGAUUUGCAGGCAUUGUAGACACCAUCUUUGAUUUUCCAGCUCCAGCUGACUUUCAGUAUUUACCUCCAGGGUUAAGAACAGACUCUCAGUCUGGACAUGCGAUACACGAUUUAUCCGUUACGGAAAUCCAAGGUAUCGAUAUGCUAGACAAGAAGCAAGCGAUACACAUACCACCAGCCGUAUUCAGCAAUAUUAGUAAACCUCUUCCUUAUCGAUUUACAUCAAACACCUCUUCAACAAAAUCGGUGAAUCCAAAAGGAGAAUUAAAUCCUGUUGGCAGGUACAGUAGAAUUAGAAGGCCAAGCCAUGCCACUAUGGUCUCUUUCCGUCACAAUGGUGUUCCAACUAAAUGUGACGAAGGUGGUCCACAUGUACCAGCAGAUCGAAUCGAAGCAGGACAACAGUUGUUUGACGAACGGCCUGUGUGGAGUCGAGUUGCAUUUCAAAGUGAGAUGCGGUUGAGUUCUGAGGCGACGAAAAAGCUCUUGCCCAGAGUUGCUUACCAUUUCACAUCAGGACCCUGGCAUCGAUUGUGGGUGAAGUUUGGAUAUGAUCCGAGGACUGAGAAAAGCAGCUAUAUUUAUCAAGGCGUUGAUUUCCGACAACGAAAGCGAAAACUUCAAAUUGGUGAAACGAGUAAUUCUGGGCCAGGAGUAAUGAAAAUGAAUGUUGGCACUAACCUCAGUAGACAACUACCACAGUCAAGGGAACCAUCUCUCCCCGACCAACUCGGUGACAGCGAAACAAGAGACAAGGCAGCAAGCGAUUCUCAACGUUCAUAUGUGUUUCGGGCCGAUGCUGUUCCAACACUCCGUCAGUUCUUCUACCAACUUUGUGACAUUCAAGUGGAAGAAGUUGAGCAAAUGAUUCACGAUGUUCAAGUUGAAUCCACUUGCUCGGAAAAGGAUGGUUGGCUACCAGCAUCCUUUAUAGAAGACGUUCGGAAGAUUAUGCAUUCGAAACUGAGAGAUCUAGAAUUGACAGACCAAACGUCUUUGCCAUCUCCCGAUCCCUCGCAAUUGGGUGACGAAGACUAUUCAGAUGAUGAAUAUUAAUGGCUAUGAAAAUGUCUCACACCUGGACAGUGGAAGUCGACUAGCAACAAGAGUGCAUGACAUGUAGUGACAUAUCAUUGUAUUUUGUACAAAUGAUUACAAUUUCAAGAUACGUGUAUACGCACCACAGUUUUAAUUUUAAGAUCACUUCUUCCAAGUUGGGUUGUACAAUAAAAAUUGAUACAGCAGA
This is a messenger RNA of Corticium candelabrum, 1599 nucleotides long. Its product is annotated as general transcription factor 3C polypeptide 5-like. Gene Ontology annotation, molecular function: RNA polymerase III type 2 promoter sequence-specific DNA binding; RNA polymerase III type 1 promoter sequence-specific DNA binding. Lineage: Eukaryota; Metazoa; Porifera; Homoscleromorpha; Homosclerophorida; Plakinidae. Gene Ontology annotation, biological process: transcription initiation at RNA polymerase III promoter. The transcript has 14 exons. Gene Ontology annotation, cellular component: transcription factor TFIIIC complex. The record is from RefSeq and is a predicted model, not a curated record. The coding region runs from base 69 to 1409 and encodes 446 amino acids.